Molecule: messenger RNA, 3816 nt
Organism: Lethenteron reissneri (Far Eastern brook lamprey)
Lineage: Eukaryota; Metazoa; Chordata; Hyperoartia; Petromyzontiformes; Petromyzontidae
Product: peroxisome proliferator-activated receptor alpha-like
Biological process (GO): negative regulation of cholesterol storage; positive regulation of transcription by RNA polymerase II; cell differentiation
Molecular function (GO): DNA-binding transcription repressor activity, RNA polymerase II-specific; zinc ion binding; RNA polymerase II cis-regulatory region sequence-specific DNA binding
Source: RefSeq, a predicted model, not a curated record
CCGACUCCGCGCCCUUCUCUACCCCUGCCGACUCGCCCUCCAAGCCCUGGCCGGGCCCGGACUUCGGCAGCGUCGAGGGCCAGGACGCCGGCUACGGCGCCUACGCCGGCUACGCUGAUCUCGGCGCGGCGCCGCCACCGCACACGACGCCGCGCACGGCCCCCGAGGUGCCGGUGCUGGCGCUGGGGGUGGCAGCGCUGCCCAUCGAGUGCCGCGUGUGCGGGGACCGCGCCUCCGGCUUCCACUACGGGGUCCACGCCUGCGAGGGGUGCAAGGGAUUCUUCCGCCGCACGAUCCGCAUGAAGCUGGAGUACGAGAAGUGUGAGCAGCGCUGCAAGAUCCAGAAGAAGAGUCGGAACAAGUGCCAGCACUGCCGCUUCCAGAAGUGCCUCGGCGUGGGCAUGUCGCACGAGGCGAUCCGGUUCGGGAGGAUGCCCCAGGCAGAGAAGGAGCGGCUCAUCGCCGAGGUGUGCGCCAACGGGCUCGUGGGAGGGCCCAUCUCGGCCUCCGCCCUCCUGGCGGCUGCGGCGGGUGACCUGCGCUCGCUGGCGCGCGUCAUCCAGGAGGCCUACCUCCGUAUCUUCCCGCUCUCCAAGGCCCGGGCGCAGGCCAUCCUGGCCGGCAAGGCGGCUGGCAGUGCGGUGGUGAUCCACGACCACGACUCGCUCGCCCGGGCAGAGGACACUAUCCUGCACAAGCUGGGCUACGGCACCAUUCACGAGAGCAGCGGCGCCAUCGGCGUCAGCCUCGCCAGCGUCGCCACCGGCGGGGGCGGCUGUGGCGGCUGCGGCGGAGCCUGCGGCGGCGCCGGUGGCGCCACGGGGGACGACGGGGCGGCGUGCGAUGCGGCGGCGCGCGGCCGAGUGCUCGGCAACGACCGCAUCUUCAUCACCGUGGUGAGCGGCGGCGGCGUCGGCGGAGGAGGCUGCGGUGCCGACGCUCAGGCCGACCUGCUGCGGAAGGGCGCGCCGGAGAUCCGCAUCUUCAACCGCUGCCACUACCGCGUGGUGGAGUCCGUGCGGGAGGUCACCGAGUUCGCCAAAAGCAUCCCGGGCUUCAUGGCCCUCGACCUCAACGACCAGGUCACGCUGCUCAAGUACGGUGUGUACGAGGUGAUCUUCGCGAUGCUGGCUGCCCAGAUCAACAAGGACGGGCUGCUCAUGGCGUACGGCACGGCGUUCAUCACGCGCGAGUUCCUGCGCUCGCUGCGCACGCCCUUUUGCCACGUCCUCGAGCCCAAGUUUGUGUUCUCGGUGCGGUUCAACGCCCUGGCGCUGGACGACACCGACCUGGCUCUCUACGUCGCCGCCAUCAUCCUGUGCGGCGACCGACCCGGCCUCCUGGACGUGGGCCCCGUGGAGCGGAUGCAGGAGCGCGUGCUGCAGGCGCUCGACCUGCAGCUGCGGCGCAGCCACCCCGAGAGCUCGUUCCUCUUCCCCAAGCUGCUGCAGAAGCUCUCCGACCUGCGCCAGCUGGUGGCCGAGCACGCCCAGAUGGUGCACGACAUUCGGCGCACGGAGGCCGACACGGCGAUGCCACCCCUGCUGCAGGAGAUCUUCAAGGACAUGUACUGAGGCCCCCCCCACCCCGCCUUCUACCCCCCUCGACACACAACCCCCACCCCCGCUGCCCCUCGGUGGAAGGCUUUGACCUUCGGAAACUGGACUCUACGAAAGUAAACAACGGGUGGACGUCUACAGAGUGGCCCCCACCACCACCGGAGAGGGGGGUUGUGGGAGGUCCUCACCGCCCCCCCCACCACCACUGCGAUCCGAGAAGUCGCAAAUUCUGUUCGUGAGCCUGCGUUCGCCUCCAACGAAGAAUACGUUAUGAUGCUGCUAAUGGUGAUGCUGCUGCUGCUGCUAGUGGUGAUGACAAUGAUGCUGAUAAUGGUGAUGAUGCCGAUGAUAAUGGUGAUGCUGCUGAUAAUGAUGACAAUGGUGAUGGAGAUGAUAAUAACGAUAGUAUUGAUGCUGCUGACAAUGGUGAUAAUGCUGCUGACAAUGGUGAUGAUGGCAUCGGCGGUGGUGAUGAUGAGGGCAAUGUUUGAUGGUAAUGUUUUUAGAGUGGUGAUUGGUGAUGGACGUGGUAUUGAUGAUGAUGUUGCUUGCUGAUGAGAGGAUGAUGGGGAUGAUGAUGAUGUUGCUUGCUGAUGAGAGGAUGAUGAUGGGGAUGAUGAUGAUGUUGCUUGCUGAUGAGAGGAUGAUGAUGGGGAUGAUGAUGACAGGACGCGUGAUCUGACGCGAUGCCAUCUCCAGACACCUACGACCACAUCACCUGGAGUGCGCUGGAAGCGAGGAGAGGUUGUUUUAUGUUGCGCCUGGCCCGUGCUGCUGGCGCCACAAAGACAUUGUGUGUGGCGCUGCGCCAGGCGGCCUUCGUCGACUCGCGCAGUGUCUCCAUUUAAACCGACGCUCGUCCGUGUCACGUGGGGCACACACACACACGUGCACACACACACACACGUGCACACAUACACACACGUGCACACACACACGUGCACACGAUCUCGAUCUUAAUGCGAACCAGCAGCGCGCGUUUGCUGCGUCACGCCACGGCUUCGUUUGGCAAUCACCGGUGGCGUGCGGCGUCGGUAGGACGCCGUGGAUUGGGGGCGGAAGAGGAGGAACAGGAACCCCGCGACUCGUGGCCCAUCGGCCACAACCGAACGGCUUCCCCCUUUCACUUUCCUCCCUGCCCGGUGCCGCUUUAUGUUGGGGGCCGGGUGGGUCGGUGGGUUCAGCCGCCAGCGCCGUCAUGAAGGACGAGUAAACAUUGACCCCCCCCCCCCCACCGGCGUCGUGGUAAAAAUAAUCCGGGCAACGCGACAGACUGAAGAACGGCCAGUUCCAGGUGACAGCGGGGAGGGGGGGGGGUGACACGGGGGACAGUGGUUUGGCUACCAGGGGGGUGGGCGGAACUAUCGCCACAAAUGGAACUCUUCAGGGACACUGCCGGCUAUGGAUGUGAACGCGUCUCCUCUGUACCGCACGCAACCCCGGGGGGGGGGGGGCGGUGGACGUGGGGCGGGGUUGCCACUUCCGAGUUCACAAAAACCGGGACGUCUCGUGGGCAAGAGGAUAUCGUACACACGCGGAGGGGGGGGGGUUGGGGGUUAGAGGGGGGUAGGGGGUGUGGGGGGGGCUCGGCUCUCCCAGGAGGACGUCAGAGCUGCCUCUUCAAUAACGAGGUUGCCACCCCGGGACAGGUGGCAACCCGAAGCAGACAGUCCCUGCGUGCGUUCACCUCGCCACCUCCGCACGCCGAGAGAUUCGGGCGAAGGUUGCGGAUUCUGGGACUCUGGAGUCGAGAUUUAUCAUCUCAGGGAGGGAGGGGGGGUGAGAGUCUGCCUCGUUCGUGCCGUCUCGGUUGCGUCGUUUUGUCCGAUUGUUCGUGUCGUUUGUUCCGUCUGCGUUGGUGGUGUCGGUGUCGUUCCGUCUGCGUUGGUGGUGUCGGUGUCGUUCCGUCUGCGUUGGCGGUGUCGUUCCGUCUCGUGAUUCCCGAGCCGACUGUCCAGCAACUCUGUUCGUUGCGGGUGCCUCCGCGUGCCGGGUUAAAAGUAAUAAGAAGAAUCGACACUCGUUCGCGGGCGUGAACAUACUCUAUGCAACAUACCUGGAGCCAAAAACUAAUCAAUGUAAAUAAUCGAUAAUUAAUCGAUGAAUAAUCGUUACCCCCGUUUUCUCCGGAGUAUAAGACACGAUCCGGGAAGUAAGACACCACUCCAGAUGUCUUCCCGGUGUAAAUAAAGUUAACACCGUACACAGCUACCGGAGUAUAAGACGCACUCCCAAACUUUUGCUUUAACGUAGCGUG